This is a messenger RNA of Penicillium argentinense, 252 nucleotides long. RefSeq lists its product as uncharacterized. The transcript has 2 exons. The record is from RefSeq and is a predicted model, not a curated record. NCBI's taxonomy places the organism in Eukaryota, Fungi, Ascomycota, Eurotiomycetes, Eurotiales, Aspergillaceae. Bases 1 to 252 code for a protein of 83 amino acids.
AUGGCUUCUCAAAACCCCGCCCAGGGAUUUGGCGGCAAGGCCCCGCCCAGCAGUUCCAGUUCGAAUCCAGCCUCGCAGGCAACCCGCGACAAGGAGUUCUACUCCUCGUUCCUGCAGAAGCUGCUGGACGUCAUCGGGCAAGCCGACGAUGCCACAGUGAACCACGUCGUCACUACCGUUCGCUCGGGCGCCUCGCAUGACCAGAUCCUCGCGCUCGUCAACGAUCUCUCGAAGCGUGGGAAGGGCACGUAA